This is a messenger RNA of Penicillium bovifimosum, 6396 nucleotides long. It is a transcript of the gene cch1, whose product is annotated as calcium channel protein CCH1. NCBI's taxonomy places the organism in Eukaryota, Fungi, Ascomycota, Eurotiomycetes, Eurotiales, Aspergillaceae. Gene Ontology annotation, biological process: calcium ion import across plasma membrane. Bases 1 to 6396 code for a protein of 2131 amino acids. The record is from RefSeq and is a predicted model, not a curated record. Gene Ontology annotation, molecular function: calcium ion binding; high voltage-gated calcium channel activity. Gene Ontology annotation, cellular component: membrane; voltage-gated calcium channel complex. The transcript has 2 exons.
AUGGCGCCAGAUAGCCACAGCCCUGAAAAUGACGAAAACGCUCCGCCAAACGAGAUCCCUCUCCAAGAUCUCUCAAAACAAGGAGAUGCCCUCCACCAGCGCGGCAGAAGUCGCGCGGGGAGUCUUUUCUCACGACCGUCAUUAAUCGGGAGGGGUUCGCGGAGAAAUUAUGAAAGUAUCGCGAAAGAGUCCCCGAUUGAUUCGGAUGGGCCGAGCAGGAAUCCGUUCCAACAGUCACAAACGCGUUAUACAGAGCCGGACUCGCCGAUCGACCUGGGGGGCUUUGCGCAAGCAAUGUCAUCUGUUGGCCUCAGCUUCGAUGGGCCACAAUCGAGGACAUCGCGUUCAGGUCCGUCAGCAAGCCACGACUUCAACGAUUCUGCUUCCGAUCUCGACAACGUACCGCUAGGCCCUUACGAUUCCCACGAUGCGCACGGCUUCAACCCCUCAGGGGACAACGAUGAUAGGGUACGGUUGACCGAUCCUCGAUAUCUGCAACCUAUGAGCGGUGCCGACGGCGCAGAAGAGCGACAGAGUAUUGACACUGGUGGUCACUCUGUGAAUUUUGGCGGUUCGAUGCUGGGUGAUGAUCUUCCUCACCUGGAGGAUGGAAUGGGAAGUCGUCGUGGCAGCAGUGCGCGGGAUCGAUCGCGUUCUUUGUCUCCCUCGGGCUCCGGCGGGGCUUUGCAGCGCGCCAGCUCGAUGGUAAAAUCCAUGUCACAGCGAGUGGUCAACUUGAGCAACGAACCGGAAGUCGUGCAACAGUCAAUUGAGAGGGAGGAACUCAACAAAAAUGCACGAUUGGAUGGGCCCCCGGUCUUACCUGCCAUGGAAGACUAUGCAGGUCUUAACGACCCACAGGCCCAAGCAGCUCGGGAGAAACGCUCCUCAAGCCGGUUAUGGAGGGAGCUCAACAACCCUUUCAGAGGCAGGUCACUUGGGAUCUUGGGACCUGAUCACCCUCUCCGACUCUGGCUGUGUGAUAUCUUGGUCCACUCUUUCACAGAGCCGUUCAUUUUAAUCGUUAUUAUCAUCCAAACCAUCUUGUUGACUGUUGAAGACGCACUUCCCAACCACCCAAGAUUAGUGGCAUGGGGUACCAGCAAGCUUGAUUGGGUCUUCCUUGCCAUUUUUGUCAUCUAUACAUUCGAGAUAGGCUCCAAGAUUUUGGUGUCUGGACUUAUUUUCAACCCUGUCGAGUACAGCACACUCAACCGCAACCUCGGCAUCAGGAAAGCAAUCGCAGAGAAGGGCAGGAACCUGAUCACACCGCAUCGGCAGACGACAGUCAAGAAAGAAUCAAUGCUCCAGGCCGAGCCUCAGGAUUCAAUCAUCCGGACGUUUACCGGGAUGAAUGGGUUGAGCCCCGAAGUCUUUGAUGAUCCUUUGCACAAGCGCCGCGUGAGGCUUGCCCACCGCGCAUUUCUUCGACACUCUUUCAACCGGCUUGAUUUUGUGGCCGUGGUCGCCUUUUGGAUUUCUACUUUCCUCUCAAUAUCGGGCGUUGAAAGUGAUCGCCAACUGUACAUUUUUCGCAUGUUAAGCUGUCUGCGUAUUUUGCGUCUCCUUGCAUUAACCAACGGCACCUCGGUGAUUCUUCGAAGUCUUAAACGAGCGGCACCUCUGCUCGUUCAUGUUGCAUUUCUCAUCGGUUUCUUCUGGCUUCUCUUCGCCAUCAUUGGCAUACAGAGUUUCAAAUCCAGUCUCAAGAGAAGUUGUGUCUGGAUUGAUCCCGCAGGUGUGAGCAAUUACACCUUGAAUAAUGCAUGGGAGAACGUGCAAUUCUGCGGCGGAUAUCUCGACAGUGUGACUGGAGAAAAAAGGUCUUGGUUGGACUCACAUGGUGAGAAUACAUCAUACAAUCCCAAGGGGUAUAUUUGUCCUCAAGGCUCUGUAUGCAUGGAAGGCAACAACCCUUACAAUGGAACUAUGAGUUUUGACAACAUCCUGCACUCUUUGGAGUUGGUCUUCGUGAUCAUGAGCUCCAAUACAUUUUCAGACCUGCUUUACUAUACUACCGACAGUGACUACCUCGCAGCGGCUUUGUUCUUCGCCUGUGGAUUCGUCAUUUUGAGUCUGUGGUUGGUGAACUUGUUGGUUGCAGUGAUCACACACUCAUUUCAAGUCAUUCGAGAAGAGAGCAAACGCAGUGCUUUUGCCGUUCAGAAGCUUGAUGCUGUUGAAGAAGACGACACGGAAGUGCACAAAGUCAGUCCUCUCAAGCGAAUCUAUGACCAAACCGAAUGGGGCUGGGUAUGUCUCAUUACCUUUGACCUCGUUGUGCAAGCGCUCAGGAGCUCGUCUAUGUCUGCGAACCGAGCCCGCUUCAUUGAUACUACGGAAACUGUGGUCACCCUAAUCCUCUUGGUCGAGAUUAUCUUGCGAUUUGCGUCGGAUUGGCGUAUGUUUUUCCGAAGGCGCCGCAAUUUGACAGACCUUGCCCUUGCAAUCAUCACCUGCAUUAUCCAACUGCCACCAAUCAGGAAUUCGGGUCGCCCAUAUACAGUCCUCACUCUGUUCCAGAUCCUUCGGGUGUACCGAGUGGUCCUGGCUUUUUCUGUGACAAGAAAGCUGAUUGUGGUGGUGUUCCGCAAUACUGUUGGUUUGCUCAACUUGAUCUUCUUCCUCUUCUUGAUGACCUUCUUAUCUGCCAUCUUCGCAACACAGCUCUUCCGAAGCCAAAUCCCAGAUGAAGAUCCAAGCGGCGCGAGGAUCAUGAUUACAUUUUCGAACAUCUACAACUCAUUCCUGGGAAUGUACCAAAUUCUUUCGAGUGAGAAUUGGACCACGAUACUUUACAACACAACGGCGUAUACAGCGCACUUCAAGACAUCUUGGAUUUCGGCAGCAUUCAUCAUCCUUUGGUUCAUUGUGGCCAAUUUUAUUAUCCUGAACAUGUUCAUUGCUGUGAUCCAGGAAAGCUUCGAUGUUUCAGAAGAUGAGAAACGAAUGCAUCAGGUUAGGGCAUUUCUGGAGCAAAAACAAGUCCAUGGUGUGCCACAAGGCAACCUAGCACUUUCGAAGAUCUUCCGUUUGGGUCGAGACUCAGCCCGGUAUAAAGAUCCACUCGAUCAUGGCCCUGCAGCGUUAGAGAUGUUGCUGAAAGAUGCGGUGGUUCAGGAGUUCCUCGAUGAAGAGGAAGGUAAGCAAGCAGAGCGAGACGCAGAACGUGAUAGACCGAAGGGACCACGCAGAGUGAGCACAUUGCUGGAUACCACAUCUCAAGUAGCCCAACCGGGCUGGAUCUCCCUUCUAUGGACGAAGGCCACCAGUCUUGUCAUGCGGAGGGAACCAAAUCCUUUCUACUCGAAGCUGAAAUUCUCGCGUGCUUACGAGGAGUUGGAUCCAAGGACCAUGGCAAGAGAAGUUGUUACUGCUGCCGAACAAAGGAAGCGAGACCAGCGCGACUACCUUGUAAAACAUCCCAACUAUAACAAGUCGCUGUUUCUCUUCCCUCCAGACCACUUCAUUCGGAGAAUCUGCCAACGAACCGUCGGCCCAGGCCGCGGUCAUCAGCGUGUUGAGGGUGUGGAUCCAUACAAGCCGGUGUGGUAUGCAUUCUCUGCUUUCAUUUAUGCAGCCAUUGUCGCCAUGGUGCUUCUCGCUUGCAUUACAACGCCACUAUACCAGCGUGAGUACUUCCGUACUGAUCGUAAUUGGUUUGUGUACACCGAUUUGGGCUUCGCUGUUGUGUUUACCAUCGAAGCCACAAUCAAAGUGAUUGCCGAUGGCUUCUUCUGGACCCCAAACGCAUUCUUCCGGAGUUCAUGGGGAUUCAUCGAUGGUAUUGUGUUGGUCACGCUGUGGGUCAGUGUCGGCGGCUCCCUCCAAGAGGACUGGAGUGUUUCAAGGGCUAUUGGCGCCUUCAAAGCACUGAGGGCACUGCGACUUUUGAACGUCAGUGACAGCGCCAAGGACACUUUCCAUUCUGUCAUCAUUCUUGGAGGAUGGAAGGUUAUCGCUGCUGCAGCAGUUUCCAUGAGUUUCCUCAUCCCAUUCGCGAUUUACGGAGUCAAUCUGUUCAAUGGCCAGAUGGUCAGUUGCAAUGACGGUGAUUUUGCAGGAGACUUGAUGAACUGCGUCGGUGAAUAUUCGAGCAAGCCGUAUAAUUGGGAUGUUCUUGCCCCAAGGGUGGCUGCGAACUCCUACUAUGACUUCGAUAAUUUCGGCAACUCGCUUUUCAUUCUGUUCCAAAUUGUCUCUCAAGAAGGAUGGACCGACGUACAAGAAAGUGCAAUGGGCAUCAAAGGGAAGAACAUUCAGCCUCAGGAUAUGGUGGCGCCGGAGAACGGGUUAUUCUUCGUCGUGUUCAACUUGCUUGGAGCUGUGUUUGUCUUGACACUGUUUGUGUCUGUGUUUAUGCGCAACUACACAGAACAGACUGGUGUUGCUUUCUUGACAGCCGAGCAACGUUCCUGGUUGGAACUGCGAAAACUUCUCCGACAGAUCUCGCCCUCGAAACGGUCAUUUGAUGACAAGAGCAAGAAGCUGAGGCUGUGGUGCUAUCGGGUUUCAGUUAAAAAGCAUGGCCGGUGGGCGUGGUUUGUGACGUUCAUUCUUGUCGUCCAUCUGCUACUACUGGUGCUGGAAUACUAUCCCGAGCCCGCAUGGUGGGAGAUGGCUCGAGGUUUAAUCUUCUUCGCGUUCAUGUUCGUUUAUGUAGCGAACGUCCUAAUUCGGCUGAUCGGCCUUGGGUGGCAUCGAUUCAGCCGAAGCUCAUGGGAUCUGUUCUCUCUCAUCGCUGUCCCCGGCGCUUUCAUCACCUCGGUUCUUGACAUUUCUUCCCACCAAAACCAUGUUGUGUUGGAGCUCAACAAGCUCUUCCUCGUAUCUGUUGCUUUGCUGCUUAUUCCACGGAACAAUCAGCUUGACCAACUCUUCAAGACCGCCGCCGCCAGUCUGUCAGUCAUUGGAAAUCUUCUAGCCACCUGGUUUGUGUUAUUCUUGGUUUUUGGCAUCGCGAUGAACCAGGCGUUUGGCCUCACCAAGUUUGGUGGGAAUGAGGACCACAACCAGAAUUUCCGCGAUGUGCCCAAAUCAUUGAUUCUGCUGUUCCGAGCCAGUUGCGGAGAGGGAUGGAAUGAAUUUAUGGAGGACUUCGCCACUAUGGCUCCUCCUCUAUGCACAUACAACUCCAAUUUCCUCGACGACGACUGUGGAAGUGCGCCGUGGGCUCGGACCCUCUUCAUUGCAUGGAACCUGAUCAGCAUGUACAUCUUUGUCUCGCUGUUUGUUUCAUUGAUUUUUGAAAGUUUCUCCUAUGUCUACCAGCGAAGCAGCGGGCUGUACGCGAUCAGUCGCGAAGAAAUUCGUCGGUUCAAGCAAGCGUGGGCCACGUACGAUCCAGAUGGGACAGGGUUUAUCUCCAAAGAGCAGUUCCCCCGACUACUCGGUGAGCUUUCCGGUGUCUUUGCAAUGCGAAUCUACGAGGGCGAGUUCACGGUUGGACGCAUUUUGGAAAAGUGCCGCGUUGAGCCUCAAAGGAACUCUGUCAACUCCUUGGCAAGGAACUCAAUGCUCUCGCUAAAUGAGCCAUGGUUACCACCGCGGCGGCCGAAUUCGCAUGUUGUCGCUGGAGUGGACAUCACCGAGCUUUCUCGGAUUCUCUCGACCAUCCCAGUUCGAACUAUUCAAGAACGACGCUCACGGUUGAACACCUUCUACGAAGAAGUCCUUGUGUCCGCAGACCCCAGCCGGGGCAUCUCUUUCCACCAGUGUCUGAUGAUCCUCGCACAUCACAAUGUAAUUAGCGACAGCAAGAGUCUGCGUCUCGAAGAAUUCCUCCGUCGUCGAGCGCGGCUGCAGCGGGUGGAAGAGGCUGUACGUCGAAACACUGUCGUCGGUUUCUUCGAUACCCUGUACUGGUCCCGUCAAUUCCGUCAGCAGAUUGAGCGCAAGAAGAACGGCCGGAUGAGUGUGAUCCCGACAUUCACGGUGCCAGAGAUCUUCGUCGACGACGGCGACGACUUUGAUGACCAUGACGAACCAGGUUCCGGUGCGAUGACACCCGCGACACAGCCAGAACUCCACAGCGACUUGCCCCCUAUGCUAUCACCGGUUUCGCACCACCGACGCGCCGAGUCUAGUCCAACUGGUCGUCGCGGCACCUUGCCUCGCAUCAAUACCAAUCUCAGCGGAGCAGCGUCUGGAUCCAGCACACCCACGAGGGAGUGGUCAAGUAUUAGUCCCUCGAUUACGCCACGACACAUGUAUGGAGAGCGCAGUUCGUUUGACAUUGGUGAAGGGCAAGCAUCACCUUUGGCCAGCGAUACUUCGCGCCAGAAUAAUGCUAUGAAUGUACAGGAGGUCAUGCAUUCGCUGAAUGACUCCGCCUGGGGCGAGAGUAUCCGGCGCAGCUUUACUCAACGACGGUCGGGCGAUCGCACUUCCGAAUAA